Piliocolobus tephrosceles (Ugandan red Colobus) is the source of this 3091-nucleotide messenger RNA. RefSeq names its product transmembrane protein 25 (gene TMEM25). Bases 191 to 1819 code for a protein of 542 amino acids. The record is from RefSeq and is a predicted model, not a curated record. NCBI's taxonomy places the organism in Eukaryota, Metazoa, Chordata, Mammalia, Primates, Cercopithecidae. Gene Ontology annotation, biological process: negative regulation of excitatory postsynaptic potential. The transcript has 7 exons.
GAGCAGUUGCUCCGGCAGCGCUCGGGGAAGGAGCCAGGUGAGCCGCCCCGGUGGCGGGGGGCGGGGGCAGGAUGAUCCGCGACCCCACCCUCCGACCCCCUCCUCUUCCGCCCACAUCCACCGGAGCCACCAACACCAGGAAAGGGGGCGUAGGGCGAGGGAUGGAAGAGGGAACAGGGCAGGAGAGAGGAUGGGAUCGGGAGAAAGGCGAUUCCUUUGGGGGAGGGGCGCGUGGAGACCGAGUAUGAGUGUGUGUGAGUGCGUGUGUGCAAGGUGUGGUUGCACGGAUGCUGGUUGCUUCUGCGUAUCUGCGGGCGUGUGUCUGUAUUGUAGCCUGGAGUCAGUGCUCGGUUCUGCACCUGCAGGAUGUCCAGGUGUCUGCUGGGUGGGUCUGUACCUUUGGGCUUUGCCGUUCGUGUCCGUGCCUUCGCCCCUGGGGGCUGGUCUACAUUUGUGUCUCCGUACAUGGUUCUUUUUGUUUCUGGAGAGUAAAUUCCUGGAGCAAUUGCUAGACCUGCCUGCUGUCACCUGGCUGACACGGAGGCCCGCCCCCUUCUCUCAGCAGCCUGGGGCCCAGGCCCGGGCCACCAUGGCGCUACCUCCAGGCCCAGCCACCCUCCGGCACACACUGCUGCUCCUGCCAGCCCUUCUGAGCUCAGGUUGGGGGGAGUUGGCGCCACAAAUAAAUGGUCAGACCUGGGCUGAGCGCGCGCUUCGGGAGAAUGAACGCCACGCCUUCACCUGCCGGGUGGCAGGGGGGCCUGGCACCCCCAGAUUGGCCUGGUAUCUGGAUGGACAACUGCAGGAGGCCAGCACCUCAAGACUGCUGAGCGUGGGAGGGGAGGCCUUCUCUGGAGGCACCAGCACCUUCACUGUCACUGCCCACCGGGCCCAGCAUGAGCUCAACUGCUCCCUGCAGGACCCCAGCAGUGGCCGAUCAGCCAACGCCUCUGUCAUCCUCAAUGUGCAAUUCAAGCCAGAGAUUGCCCAAGUCGGCGCCAAGUACCAGGAAGCUCAGGGCCGAGGCCUCCUGGUUGUCCUGUUUGCCCUGGUGCGUGCCAACCCGCCUGCCAAUGUCACCUGGAUCGACCAGGAUGGGCCAGUGACUGUCAACACCUCUGACUUCCUGGUGCUGGAUGCGCAGAACUACCCCUGGCUCACCAACCAUACGGUACAGCUGCAGCUCCGCAGCCUGGCACACAACCUCUCGGUGGUGGCCACCAAUGAUGUGGGUGUCACCAGUGCCUCACUUCCAGCCCCAGGGCUUCUGGCUACCCGGGUGGAAGUACCACUGCUGGGCAUUGUUGUGGCUGCUGGGCUUGCCCUGGGCACCCUCGUGGGGUUCAGCACCUUGGUGGCCUGCCUGGUCUGUAGGAAAGAGAAGAAAACCAAAGGCCCCUCCCGGCGCCCAUCUCUGAUAUCAAGUGACUCCAACAACCUAAAACUCAACAACGUGCGCCUGCCACGAGAGAACAUGUCCCUCCCGUCCAACCUUCAGCUCAAUGACCUCACUCCAGAUUCCAGAGCAGUGAAACCAGCAGACCGGCAGGUGGCUCAGAACAACAGCCCGCCAGAGCUUCUGGACCCGGAGCCCGGCGGCCUCCUCACCAGCCGAGGUACUGGGGAAGGGGCCUGCCACCCUUUUCCUCUGCCCCCCGGCCCUGUGCUUAUGCCAAAGGCCUCCAGCUGCCCAGGAGGCAGAGAGGACUCUCCCAAGUUCCAAGGAACAAGCGUUCCUGAGUCCCUGCGGGCUUCUUGGAUCCUGCAGGUUUCAUCCGCCUCCCAAUGCUGGGCUAUAUCUAUCGAGUGUCCAGCGUGAGCAGUGAUGAGAUCUGGCUCUGAGCCGAGGGCGAGACAGGAGUAUUCUCUUGGCCUCUGGGCACCCUCCCAUUCCUCCAAGGCAUCCUCUGCCUAGCUGUGUCACCAACGUGAAGAGGUCAUGCCACUGCCACUUUUGCUUGCCCUCCUAGCUGGGGUGCCCUCUAUGUCAUGCAUGGGAUGCAUUUCACUGGGCUGUAACCCACAGGGGCACAGGUAUCUUUGGCAAGGCUACCAGUUGGACCUAAGCCCCUCAUGCUGACUCAGGGCGGGCCCUGCAUGUGAUGACUGGGCCCUUCCAGAGGGAGCUCUUUGGCCAGGGUGUUCAGAUGUCAUCCAGCAUCCAAGUGUGUCAUGGCUUGCUGUAUGCCCACCCCAGUACUCCACAGCACCUUGUACGGUAGGCAUGGAGGCGUGCCUGUGUGGGGGACAGGGAGGGCCCUGCAUGGAUUUUCCUCCUUCCUAUGCUAUGUAUCCUUGUUCCCUCAGGUAAAACUGAGGACCCUGCUAGCUAUGUAGACCCAAAUUGCCCUUUGUACAGGAACCAACCCCUGGCCCAGGGGCACUGGCGAAGCACAAGUCCUUUUUGCUGCAUAGCUCUCUGCUCUUCUCUGCCCCUUCCUUCCCCACCUCCUCCAGAGAAUUCUAGGUUACAUGUUGGACCUUCUCUACUACUUCGCUGGGCACUAGACUUUUCUGUUGGCCUGUGCCACCGCUCAGUAUUAGCACAAGUCAGGGAGGGAGAGGCAAGCGAUGAGUCUAGUAGCACCCAGGACGGCUUGUAGCUAUGCAUCAUUGUAUUACGGUGUUAGCACUUUAAGCACAUCCCCUAGGGGAGGGGGUGAGUGAGGGGCCCAGAGCCCUCUUUGUGGCUUCCCCACGUUUGGCCUUCUGUGAUUCACUGGGAGUGUCCUGAGCUCUCGGGAUUGACGGUUUUCCUCUCAGCAUGUCUCCUCCACCAUGGGACCCCAGCCCUGACCAACCCCUGGUUGCCCCAUCAGCAGGAAGGUGCCCUUCCUGGAGGAUGGUCGCCACAAGCACGUAGUUCAACAGUGUGGAAGCUUUAGGGGGACAUGGAGAAAGGAGGAGACCACAUACCCCAAAACGACCUAAGAACGCUUUAAAAGGCGACAUGUAAAUGAUUGGAAAUGAAUAUAGUACAGAAUAUAUUUUUCCCUUGUUGAGAUCUUCUUUUGUAACGUUUUUCAUGUUACUGCCUAGGACAGUGCUGAGCACACAGUAAGUUUAAUAAACUUGACUGAAUUAAUUUACA